This is a messenger RNA of Trichoderma reesei QM6a, 2655 nucleotides long. Its product is annotated as aminopeptidase N. The transcript is spliced from 3 exons. The record is from RefSeq and is a predicted model, not a curated record. Gene Ontology annotation, molecular function: zinc ion binding; peptide binding; metalloaminopeptidase activity. Lineage: Eukaryota; Fungi; Ascomycota; Sordariomycetes; Hypocreales; Hypocreaceae. Gene Ontology annotation, cellular component: cytoplasm. Gene Ontology annotation, biological process: proteolysis; peptide catabolic process. The coding region runs from base 1 to 2655 and encodes 884 amino acids.
AUGGCCGACCGCGACGUCCUCCCCGACAACAUCAAGCCCUCGCACUACGUCCUGUCGCUGCGCGAUCUCGACUUCAAGGCGUGGACCUACAAGGGCACUGUGACCAUCCAGUCCGAAGUCGUCAAGCCCACCAAGGAACUCGUCGUCAACGCUCUCGAGCUCAAGCUGCUCAACGCAAAGGUCACCCUCGACCACACAAAGUCCGAGCAGUCAUGGCAGUCGUCCAACGUCUCGUACGACGCAAAGGCCCAGCGCGCCACCGUCGCCUUUGACGCCGAGAUCCCCGUCGCCAGCAAGGCCUCGGUCGUCAUCGAGUUCGAGGGCAUCAUCAACAACGAGAUGGCCGGCUUCUACCGCAGCAAGUACAAGCCCGCCGCCACCCCGGCCGCCUCGGUCCCCCGCGACGACGAGUGGCACUACAUGCUCAGCACCCAGUUUGAGUCGUGCGACGCCCGCCGGGCCUUCCCCUGCUUCGACGAGCCCAACCUCAAGGCCACCUACGACUUUGAGAUUGAGAUCCCCGUCGACCAGGUCGCCCUGAGCAACAUGCCCGUCAAGGAGACCAAGCCCACCAAGGAGGGCUGGCACCUCGUGUCCUUUGAGACCUCGCCCCUCAUGAGCUCCUACCUCCUGGCCUGGGCUGUCGGCGACUUUGAGUACAUUGAGCAGCUGACCGACCGCAAGUACAACGGCAAGCAGAUCCCCGUCCGCGUCUACACCACCCGCGGCCUCAAGGAGCAGGGCCGCUGGGCUCUCGAGCACGCCCCCAAGAUCAUUGACUACUUCUCCGAGAUCUUCGACAUUGACUACCCCCUGCCCAAGUCGGACCUGCUCGCCGUCCACGAGUUCACGCACGGCGCCAUGGAGAACUGGGGCCUCGUCACCUACCGCACCACCCAGGUGCUCUUUGACGAGAAGACGUCGGAUGCCCGGUUCAAGAACGCCGUCGCCUACGUCGUUGCCCACGAGCUCGCUCACCAGUGGUUCGGCAACCUCGUGACCAUGGACUGGUGGGAUGAGCUGUGGCUUAACGAGGGCUUCGCUACCUGGGUUGGAUGGCACGCCGUCGACCACCUGCACCCUGACUGGCAGGUCUGGGCCCAGUUCGUCAGCGAGGGCAUGGAGAACGCUUUCCGCCUCGACGGCAUCCGCGCCAGCCACCCCAUCCACGUCCCCGUCCGCGACGCCCUCGACGUCAACCAGAUCUUCGACCACAUCAGCUACCUCAAGGGAUGCUCUGCCAUCCGCAUGCUCGCCAACCACCUCGGCGUCGAGACCUUCCUCAAGGGCGUCUCCAACUACCUCAAGGCCCACGCCUACGGCAACGCCAAGACCAAGGCUCUCUGGGAUGCCCUGGCCGAGGCUUCCGGCAAGGACAUUAACCAGAUCAUGCACCCCUGGAUCUCCAAGAUUGGCCACCCGGUCCUGACCGUUUCCGAGGAGCCCGGCAAGCUGGCCAUCAAGCAGUCCCGAUUCCUGUCUACCGGCGACGUCAAGCCCGAGGACGACACCACCACCUGGUGGGUUCCCCUGGGCCUGGCUGGCAAGAAGGGCGAGCCUGGCGUUUCUGCCCUGUCCCUGACCAAGAAGGAGGACAUCAUUGACGACAUCGACACCGACUUCUACAAGCUCAACAGCGGCGCGACCGGCUUCUACCGUGUCGCCUAUCCCCCGGCCCGCCUGGCCAAGCUGAGCAGCCAGCUCGACAAGCUCAGCACCGAGGACAAGAUUGCCAUUAUCGGCUCGACGGCGGAUCUCGCCUUUGCCGGCAACAGCUCCGCCUCGGCCCUGCUGACCUUUUUGCAGGGCUUCCAGAAGGAGGAGCACCCUCUUGUCUGGAGCCAGAUCCUGGGCUGCAUCGGCGACCUCAAGUCCGUCUUUGGGGAGGACAAGGAAAUUAAGAAGGGUCUCAACAACUUUGCCGUCAAGCUGAUGGACGAAAAGGUGAAGCAGGUUGGCUGGGAGUUCCCCGAGGGCGAGAACUACCUUGGCGGCAUUCUCCGCAAGGACCUCAUUGCCGCCGCUGUCGCUGCGGAUCAUCCCGAAGUCAAGGCAGAGGCCAUCAAGCGAUUCAACGCUUGGGUCGAGAACCCGGAAGCCAACGCCAUCCACCCGUCUCUCCGAGGCGCCGUCUGGCGCGCCGGCCUGGACGACAACGCGGCCAAGAACGUCGAGGUGCUCAAGAAGGAGUGGUUCACCACCAAGUCCAUUGACGGCAAGCUCAUUGCCCUGGCCGCCCUGUCGACCGUCGACGACGCCGACAUUGUCAAGAACAACCUCAUCCCCUUCAACUUCAACACGGCUCCCCCCCACAACGCCGUCCCGGCCGCCGACAUGCACGUCCUCGGCGGCAACCUAGCCGCCCACCCCGUCGGCCGCACCCUGCAGUGGGAGUUUUUGAAGAGCAACUGGGAGCUCGCCGUGGCCAAGCUGGGCAACCCCAUUGUCGUCGACCGCUUCAUCGGCCUGAGCCUCAAGACGUUCACCGACGCCGCCGUGCUGGACGACAUUGAGCAGUUCUUCAAGGACAAGGACACUCACAGCUUUGACCGGACGCUGGAGACGGCCAAGGACAGGAUCAGGGGGCGGGCUGCGUACAAGAAGCGCGAUUCCGAGGCGCUCAAGCAGUGGCUGUCGGAGAAUGGAUACUUUUGA